AUGAGCGCCCCGACGACGACGACCGACAGCAGCAUGACGUCCAAGGACUACUACUUUGACUCGUACUCGCACUUUGGCAUCCAUGAGGAGAUGCUCAAGGACGCGGUGCGGACCAAGACGUACAUGAACGCGAUCUUGCAGAACGGCCACCUCUUCAAGGACAAGGUCGUGCUCGACGUCGGCUGCGGCACGGGCAUCCUCUCCAUGUUUGCGGCCAAGGCCGGCGCCGCGCACGUCUACGGCAUCGACUGCUCCGGCAUCAUCACGCAGGCCAAGCAGAUUGUGCACGACAAUGGCUUCUCGGACCGCAUUACGCUCAUCAAGGGCAAGGUCGAGGAAGUCGAGCUGCCCGUGCAGCACGUCGACAUAAUCAUUUCCGAGUGGAUGGGCUACUUCCUCCUCUACGAGUCGAUGCUCGACACGGUGCUCUACGCGCGCGACAAGUGGCUCGUCCCCGGCGGCCUUCUCUUCCCGGACAAGGCCGUCUUGUACGUGGCCGCCAUCGAAGACGGCCAGUACAAGUCGGAGAAGAUCGAGUUCUGGGACAAUGUCUAUGGCUUUGACAUGAGCUGCAUCAAGAAGAUCGCGAUGACCGAGCCGCUGGUCGACACGGUCGAAGGCGACGCGAUCGUCUCGAACGUCUGCCCGAUCCUCGACAUUGACCUGGCGACCGUCAAGAAGGAAGACCUCGCGUUCAAGUCGCCGUUCUCGGUCGUCUGCGCGCGCAAGGAUUUCUGCCACGCGCUCGUCGCGUACUUUGACUGCGCGUUCACGCACUGCCACAAGCCGAUUGCGUUCUCGACGGGCCCGCGGGCCAAGUACACGCAUUGGAAGCAAACCGUGUUUUACCUCUCGCAGCCGCUGACCGUGCGCGCCGGCGACGUCAUCGAAGGCACGCUGAGCUGCGUGCCCAACGCCGCCAACCCGCGCGACCUCGACAUUGAGAUUGACGUGCACUUUGACGGCGCCAGCAGCUUCCACGAAAAGCACACGUACUACCUGCGAUAA
This is a messenger RNA of Saprolegnia parasitica CBS 223.65, 1008 nucleotides long. Its product is annotated as protein arginine N-methyltransferase. Gene Ontology annotation, molecular function: protein-arginine N-methyltransferase activity. The record is from RefSeq and is a predicted model, not a curated record. Bases 1 to 1008 code for a protein of 335 amino acids. The transcript is spliced from 3 exons. NCBI's taxonomy places the organism in Eukaryota, Oomycota, Saprolegniomycetes, Saprolegniales, Saprolegniaceae. Gene Ontology annotation, biological process: peptidyl-arginine methylation. Gene Ontology annotation, cellular component: nucleus.